CAGGAAAAUAUUUCUAAACCGAUGUUUGACAUAAGGGCAACUAAACAAAGCGUGUAGUUUCCUGGCGAAUUGCCAAUAGAGGUAAUGUACUGCCCGGUUCAUGAGACUAAAAACAGGGUAUUCAAAUGACGGAGUGUUUAGAUGAAGCAUGUCCGUUCCUCUGACUUAAACAGACCUGAGAAUCAGCCUUCUCACACUUAGACAUUCACAAAAUAAACCAAAACCAUGGCUUUACUACUGACAGUCAUCACUGGAGUGUUACUUGGACUUUUUGUUGUUCCAGCCGCGGUAGAAACAAACGAACAAUACAGUGAAAUCAUUUCAGUGCCUUCGCAAAUGUAUCAAACAAAACUUAGUUGCAAACCAUGUGUUUGCAACAUAACAAAAGAUCUGCGAAUUAUCGCAAACUGCACGGCAAGAAACCUCACGUCAGUUCCAAACAUAUCCAGUGUGAUCGAUGUGUUGCUCAUGGAUUCCAACCAGUUAGUCAACCUUACGUCUGGCUGCUUCUCCAAAUAUCUUAAUCUCGCAGAGCUGAACUUGGCUUUCAAUAUGAUUACGACAAUAGAAAUAGGAUCUUUUCAAAACUUGCGCCAUUUGCAAAUUUUGAAUUUAACAGGAAACAAGUUAAAAUAUACCGAAACUAUUUACAAAAGCAAAAUUUUCAAGCCACUACAGAACUUGAAGAUGUUAACUUUGAAUAAUAAUAACAAAUUCACAAAGUCAAACGAAAGUCUUACUUAUCCAGACAAGGCUAUAUCUGAUCUUGCAUCGCUAAAACAACUCUAUGUGGAUGGACUAACUAACCAAAGUUUUGGAAAAGGAUUUUCAAAUUUGUCCUCUCUUACACAUCUUAGUCUGACUGGUCAAGAUGGACAAUGUUCUUUGCAAUUUUUGUUUAAUACUACUUUUAUUAACGUGAAGAACAUUCGACGACUGAGUCUGUCACACUGCGAUGUUAGAUACAUUGAGCCCACUACAUUCUCCCCCUUGAAAUCCUCCCUGGACGUCCUCGAUCUUUCCUACAAUAGGAAUUUGAGGUUUGACAACUUUGGCAUUGCUUCGUUUGGCCUACAGAAUUCUACUCUUCGUGUUCUAAAUAUUAGUGGUAUUGUUGGGAAAUACGACAGGUGUGUUGAUAUUACUGUGAAGAAUGUACAGUUUUUCUCCCAUACACAAGUACAAGAACUAUAUGCAGACGACAACAUGAUAGAAUUCAUUGAAAAGGGUGUUUUGGAACGUCUUCCCCAAACCUUGCAGAAAGUCUCAUUGAAAAAUAGUAGAUUUAUUAUUGGCGCGUACAUUUUUGAGUUUAAGUCUUUAACAGGAUUGAAGGAAAUAAGUCUUGGUGGAGUUACGAAAGCAAGUAAUUUACCUUCACCGGAACCACCCUCGUUAGUAGAUCUUGCUGUUUCGGCUUAUCUUGAAGAGAACGCUUUGUCUUAUGGCUUGCAUUCAAAGCCUGCUCUUGCCACAAGCAGCGAGGACACAUGUCAGCAGACAGUAAAUAGCAGACAUACACAAAAUUACUCUAACAGUACUAAUAUAUGCAAGUUGUCAUUAUGCCUUCCUCCAAAUUUGAAAAUACUCAGGUACACAUAUUCACAAUUAUGGUACAACGUAUCUACAGUAAUGGUAGCAGACAACAACUUAACCCACCUUGAUCUGUCCUACAAUUUCCUUUCAUUGUUGUAUGGUCCGGUUCUAGGGUUUGAAAAUAUUACUUACUUGAAUUUGUCACAUAAUUUUGUUUAUGCUGCUUACCCAAGUUUCUUUGAAAACUUUAAAUCAUUAGAAAUCUUAGAUAUGUCAUAUAAUUUGCUACGUAAUCAAAUAUCAGAAGACAAAAAUGGAAUGUUGUUUGGAAAACUAAUAUCGCUAAAAGUAUUAAAAUUGAACAAUAACAAUAUCAACAAGUUACAUAAAAAUGUGUUUCAAGCACUUCGAAAUUUGGAGAUGCUGGAGAUGUCACGAAAUGGUUUAUUUAAAGUGCAUUUACAUGUAAAACAUAUGACAAAUCUCCACCUGAUUAAUAUGUCACACAAUAUGAUACGAUCGCUGCAGGGGCCGAUCAUGUCAGAACUGGACACUUUAGCACAACUCCCAAAUAAUUCGGUUGGCAUAGAUUUAAGUUUCAAUCCAAUCAGUUGUAACUGCAAAAACUUGCAUUAUUUAAAAUGGAUGUUAAAUUCAAAGGUAGAACAAAUGAAUGUAGAACAUUAUAUUUGCCUUAAUUAUAUUGGAGCAGUAGUGCCUUUAUCAGAUAUUCGUGCUACUGUUGAGAUGUUAGAAGAUAGCUGUAUAAAUUAUUUUGGUUUGGCAUUGGGAAGUGUAUUCGCUGUACUCCUGUUGCUAUGUAUCUUUCUUGGUGGCAUCAUGUACAGAUAUCGCUGGAAACUGAGGUACUGGUAUUACGGUGCCAGAUAUUACUUCAAACGUCAGCAGGCCAAUGCUGAAAACGGACAGAUGCAUUUUGAGUUUGAUGCUUUUAUUUCGUAUGCUGAUGAAGACAGGGCAUUUGUUUUUAAGGAGAUGAUGGUAAUGGUGGAAUCAAGGGCAGGAAAGAAACUGAUCAUUCACCAGAGAGAUUUUGUUCCUGGGCAGCCAAUAGUAUCGAACAUCUUAGAGUCUGUUAAGAAGAGCAGAAAGACUGUCCUUGUUUUAUCGAGAGACUUCCUGAAAAGUUAUUGGUGUGAGUAUGAAAUGCAGAUGGCUGUUUAUGAGUCUGCCCACACUGGCAGAGAUGUUCUACUUGUUCUCAUGCUGGGGAACAUUCCUUGUGAGGUACUUCCAAAGGAAAUACUACAUUUGAUUCAGUCAGAUUCGUAUCUUGAGUAUCAGGCUGACGAAAAUAAUGAUCUCUUUUGGCAGCGAUUUGUUGAUGCUAUAGAAAGAAUCUAGAAGACUGUAUAACGUUGAAAUUAAUUCAGUAUAAUUGUAAUAUACAUUUGUUGAUACGACGCCCAGCAUUAAUAACAUACUGGCUACUGGGCAUAAAACAGAGUUACGUGGCAGUAUAACGACUCAGUGGGUAGGUAUAAGACAACUACACCAUCUUCUCUCUCACUAACCACUAACCACUAAUAAACUAAUAACUAACCCAUUGUCCUGAACAGACAACUCAAAUAACUGAGGUGUGU
Gigantopelta aegis is the source of this 3140-nucleotide messenger RNA. Its product is annotated as toll-like receptor 4. Gene Ontology annotation, cellular component: membrane. The transcript is spliced from 2 exons. Gene Ontology annotation, molecular function: transmembrane signaling receptor activity; protein binding. NCBI's taxonomy places the organism in Eukaryota, Metazoa, Mollusca, Gastropoda, Neomphalida, Peltospiridae. Gene Ontology annotation, biological process: toll-like receptor signaling pathway; inflammatory response; immune response. The record is from RefSeq and is a predicted model, not a curated record. The coding region runs from base 226 to 2901 and encodes 891 amino acids.